Serinus canaria (Common canary) is the source of this 8813-nucleotide messenger RNA. RefSeq names its product ATP binding cassette subfamily G member 1 (gene ABCG1). The transcript has 15 exons. Gene Ontology annotation, biological process: transmembrane transport; cholesterol homeostasis. Lineage: Eukaryota; Metazoa; Chordata; Aves; Passeriformes; Fringillidae. Gene Ontology annotation, molecular function: ATP hydrolysis activity; ATP binding; ABC-type sterol transporter activity. The coding region runs from base 74 to 2074 and encodes 666 amino acids. Gene Ontology annotation, cellular component: plasma membrane. The record is from RefSeq and is a predicted model, not a curated record.
UCCGCAGCCAGUCGGGGCGGAGAGGCGGCACUGGAGGGCUCCUCCGCCAGCAGCCGGGCGGGCAGCGGUGCACAUGGCAUGUCUGAUGGCGGCUUUCUCCCUGGGCAGUGCUUUGGGUGGCAGCAGUUCUGGUUGCACCAUGGCCGAGCCCAAGUCUGUGUGUGUUUCUGUGGACGAGGUGGUCUCCAAUGGCACAGACACCCAGGACAUUCACCUCAUCAAUGGACACUUAAAAAAAGUGGACAAUGCUCUGACAGAAGCUCAUAGGUUCUCCUACCUGCCCCGCAGGCCAGCUGUGAACAUUGAGUUUAAAGAACUAUCCUACUCUAUCCAGGAAGGGCCAUGGUGGAGAAAGAAAGGUUAUAAGACCCUUUUGAAAGGAAUUUCAGGGAAGUUCAGCAGUGGAGAACUCGUUGCAAUUAUGGGACCUUCAGGAGCUGGGAAGUCAACACUUAUGAAUAUUCUGGCAGGAUACAGAGAGACAGGGAUGAAGGGAGAAAUCCUCAUCAACGGGCAGCCCCGCGACCUGCGCUCCUUCCGCAAGGUCUCCUGCUACAUCAUGCAGGAUGACAUGCUCCUUCCUCACCUCACUGUCCAGGAAGCUAUGAUGGUAUCUGCUCAUCUGAAACUUCAAGAGAAAGAUGAAGGGAGGAGAGAAAUGGUGAAGGAAAUCCUGACAGCCCUUGGUUUGCUGACGUGUGCCAACACGAGGACUGGGAGUCUCUCUGGGGGCCAGAGGAAACGCCUGGCCAUUGCUCUGGAGCUGGUGAACAACCCCCCUGUCAUGUUCUUUGAUGAACCCACCAGUGGCUUGGACAGUGCAUCGUGUUUCCAGGUGGUCUCUCUGAUGAAGGCUUUGGCCCAGGGUGGCAGAUCCAUCAUCUGCACAAUUCACCAGCCCAGUGCAAAACUGUUUGAGCUCUUUGACCAGCUCUAUGUUCUAAGUCAAGGUCAGUGCAUUUACCGUGGGAAGGUAACAAACCUUGUCCCCUACUUGAGAGAUCUGGGGCUGAAUUGUCCAACCUACCACAACCCAGCAGAUUUUGUGAUGGAAGUGGCCUCGGGUGAGUACGGGGACCAGAGCGGCCGCCUGGUCAGGGCGGUCAGGGAGAGGAUUUGUGACUCAGACUACAAGAGAGACGUGCCUGGGGAGCACGAGCUGAACCCCUUCCUCUGGCACCGGCCCUCUGAAGAGGACUCCUCCUCCACUGAAGGCUGCCACAGCUUCUCUGCCAGCUGCCUAACCCAGUUCUGCAUCCUCUUCAAAAGAACUUUCCUCACCAUCAUGAGGGACUCGGUCCUGACACACCUGAGGAUCACCUCACACAUUGGCAUUGGGCUCCUCAUCGGAUUGCUCUACUUGGGCAUUGGCAAUGAAGCCAAGAAAGUCCUCAGCAACUCGGGGUUCCUCUUCUUCUCCAUGCUGUUCCUCAUGUUUGCUGCUCUCAUGCCCACUGUCCUCACCUUUCCCCUUGAGAUGGGAGUAUUUCUCAGAGAGCAUCUGAACUACUGGUACAGCCUGAAAGCCUAUUACCUGGCCAAGACCAUGGCUGAUGUUCCUUUUCAGAUCAUGUUCCCUGUGGCCUACUGCAGCAUCGUGUACUGGAUGACCUCCCAGCCCUCCGACGCGCUGCGCUUCGUCCUCUUCGCCGCCCUGGGCACCAUGACAUCCCUGGUGGCUCAGUCCCUGGGCCUGCUCAUAGGGGCAGCCUCCACAUCCCUCCAGGUGGCAACUUUUGUGGGCCCAGUUACUGCCAUCCCAGUCCUCCUGUUCUCUGGGUUCUUUGUCAGCUUUGAUACCAUCCCAACAUACCUCCAGUGGAUGUCCUACAUUUCCUAUGUCAGGUAUGGGUUCGAAGGCGUCAUCCUCUCCAUCUACGGACUGGAUCGAGAAGAUCUGCAUUGUGACAAAGAUGACACCUGCCACUUCCAAAAAUCAGAGGCCAUCCUGAAAGAACUGGAUGUAGAAAAUGCCAAACUUUACCUGGACUUCAUUGUUCUUGGGAUUUUCUUCUUCUCUCUGCGCCUGAUUGCCUAUUUUGUCCUCAGAUACAAAAUCCGAGCGGAGAGGUAAAGGAGAAGCAGCUGAACCAAGGCAGUAGGAGAACUUUAGACAUCAAAUAGAGGGCACUUGACAUUGUCUCACUGUGGCAGGCUGGUCCCCAGUGGGGACAGCCAGAUGCUGUCCUGACCGAGCCCAUGGAGAGCCACAAUGGGAUAGUGGACGCCCAGUGUUAAGCCAAUCAGUCCAGUUGGGUUGGGUCAUGUUUUCAUUACACUUUCUAGCUUUAACUAGGAAGAAGAACUAUAGAAGGGAAUUUUACACCACAGGAUAUCAAUACCGAGGCAGUGUAACUGUAACAAGAAACCUGGCUGCAGGAGCUUUCCUUAUGAAAACCAAUUUUGGGAUAAGGUCACCAGGAUCCCAGUCCUGGUGGCCAGAAUAGUAUAAAUGUCAUCUCUAGUUGACAAGGUAGUGAGAUGCAAAAUGAGGUAUGCAAAGAAAAUAGGAUUCUCUCAUAUUUUUAAAUUUCAUCUUUGCAGUUUUCUAUGUAUUAUUUUGCAAUUUUUUCCACAGAAUUACCCCCUUCUGGCUAAAAGUCUGUAAAUGUAUUAAUAAGGUAAAGAUAUCUUUUUAAUAUGGAUACUUUUUUAAAAGAAACCUAAAGUGAUUCAAGUAAUUAUUUUUGUUUCUGUCUGAAUUUAGAAUUCUGGUGCUUUACUUGUCGAGCUGGUCUCAUAUCUGAAAACUGUAAUGAUAGGAGGAAAAGGCAGAUUCUCAAUCUGCACUGUGGUCCCAUUUGGAAGCAGCACUGGAUAGCACAUGCAGUUAGACAUGGUCAAGCUGUCACUGAAUGGUAUGAAAAAAAUAUUAUUUUGCAGUGUCUUUAAAUCCUUAGUGUUUGUGAUAUUUUGGGAUACUAGCUCUGUUCAUUAUCUGUUUGAUCUACCUCCUGCCACUGAAAAAAUCAAGGCACUCCAAGGCUUAUUUUUAUUUAAAUUGUGAAAGCAGGAUCUGUCCCUAAAGUGAUUGUUAAAGGAGUGCUCGAGCUGUCCACAGAUCAGAGCUUGGGCUGCUGUGUUAAAAGACCUGUGACUGCCUCAUCCAGAGGUGUUCAUUGUAUCUGCAGCACCCUCUGUGUGGGACCCUCCCAAAAACACACACACAUGACCUUGAAACACUGCAGCUCUAACUCUGCCAGGCAGUUUUGUUCUCUUCCCUAAGUCUACAUGCACAACAUGAGAAUCAAUUGCUCUGAACACCAAUGAAACUGUUAUGUUGGCUGUCUCACCUCUGUAAAUCUGGCAGGGGGAAUUCUGGUUCCAAGCUGAUGUGAAUUUUCAUGGGUUUGGAUUUUCAACCCAAAAUGAACCCACCAUCCUCACGCUGGACACCUUGGUGAGCUUUGGUGUAAAUUGCAGAGCCUUCUGCCACAACUGUGAAUUUAUCUGGGUGUCCCAGACCCCUGAGUGAGGCCUGAAUGUUCUGUAAAUGCAUUAUUCCCAUCAGGAUGAUGCACUCUUGCAGCUUGGAGGCAGCACAAUGUCAGCAAACCCUUGAGGAGCCCAGCAGCUCGUGGCAGCAGGGUAGAUAAGAGGGACCUGAUGCAUUUUCUGGCCCCUAGCUGUCAAAAAUCCACAAACUUUUCCAAGACUCUGUGGCUGUGUCUCUCCUAUGAUAUAAAUAGUGCCAGGCCCAGCUUUGUUAGUCCUCAGACAGCUGGGGUUAACAGGAAUGGCCCCUGUACUGACUUUUACUCAGCCCAAACACUGUCUGCCAAAGCUUUGGCUCUGCUGGUUGCAGCUCUGCCAUUUAGCAGGGGAGAAAAUUGUUUCCCAGUUUUCCUGGCCCAUGCCCAGGCUCUGUUUGAUUUACCAAUACAGACACAGACUGCAUGUAUCUGUUAAACUCAGGACAUCUGAACUAAGCCUGGGGUCUGGAAGGCUUUAAAUCAAUUCACAUAUUUUAGGAAGGCUACCUGAACUUUCCCUGAAAAUAAGGGUUACCUGUGAAAGCAAAAUCAAUCUUUACUGUAGAAGAAAACCCGAAUUCCUUGCACAGCCCCUUUGUAAAAUUUUUGUUGCUGUUCUUUCUCAAAAAGCUUUUGUGCAGCUAUGCAGCUUUUCCAGGCAUAAUCACGAGCAGGUACAAACCUCUAUGGCUGUCAGAUUUGAGAAAUUAAGAAUUUGAGCUAUUCCAAAUAAAACUCAUAGCUGUGAGCAGUUUUUAAACAAGGCACAAGCUGAAAUCUCUUUAGCACAACGUGCUUUGAUUAUUUCAAGACUCUCAACGUAUUUGUGACUAUCACAGGCAGUUCCAACACUUUUUGCAAGCAGACAAAGGACUUCAUUUGCCAAAUUCCUCUUGGCUUGCAGACUUGUGGUCCAAGCUGAGGUCAGAGCGUGUGACGUCCCUGGCACUGAGUCCCUUCAGGGUUGAUGUUUUGUGUUUACCAGACCAUUUACCAAAUGCACCCUGGCAAUGCCCUGCAGUGCUCCAGAGGAGGUGACUUUGCUGCCAUUCCCACACUGGCAUCCUGCAGGAUGCUGUUCUCUCCCAUCUAGACCAGUUUAGCUGUAUGAAUUCCUUGGAUACUGUCUUGUUGUCUGUGCCUGUUCCUCUGGUUUUAGACUGUCUCAUUUUAUGUUUUUAGCCUCCAGCAUGUCCUCCUGUACUGUAACUUUGUUUUGUGUUAUGGUAGCCAAAAAUCUGGUCCUCCACGGGUGUUCCUGAGAAAAUUCCUGCUCUGGGAAUAUUUUUUGUCACUCCUUUUUUUGUUAGAUAUGCCUUUUCCAGACUUCUGCUGGCAGCAUUUAGCUGGAAGUUACUAUUCUUAGGAAUGAUUUCAGACUGUAGUAUCCCAGUAAAGAGGUAAUUCUCUGGAGACUCAGUGACACACAGAUGAGAUAAUAAUUGUUUCUCUCCCUAGCUCACAAAUUAACUGAUGAUCUCUCUUUUGUCACUGCUUUGGGACAGAAGCAUUUAAAAUCCAUCCUAAUUAUGUCUUCAUCUACUGCAAAGACUUUUAAUGUAGUCUUAGGUUGGCUUUUUUUCUCUUUACUGGAGAUAAAUUCCAACAGGCUGGUCCAAAACACACUCCCAGGUUAAUGGGCUGAGCAUGCAGGUGCUCCUGUGUUGAGCAGCACUUUGUGAAGCUCUGGAGGCUUCACUUGGAGGAAAAAUAAGGCCAGCAAGGUUCUGAAGGCUUCUAAUGCUCAAUUUUCAAAUCCUCAGUUUUAUAGCCAUAUAUAAAGAGCCAUAAACUCUCUGAAAUCAAUGCCACUACCAGUUACCAUUUGAACCAGUCACAGCCUGGCUGAAAGUUAUGUAAGAGGCUGAAGGUUUCACUUGAAAACUGAAUGUAUGAUUUUGUUGGGAUUGCAGGAAGACUUUAGUGUCCUGCUGGCCUCCUUGUCCUGUUUUGACUUGUUUUGAGAUGUUGCUUUGGUUACUGUGUGCAUUAGUUAAGACUUUAGGUCCUUCACGCUUCUUUUGUUGUUUUACUUUGUGGAAACUUGCAUAUGAUUAAAAAUAACUUGAAGCAUUAUUAUUUACAAUUAAAUAAAAGAUUUAGAAAGCAGAUUCUACUCUUCAGAAAUUGAGAAGGUUCCAUUGUUACAGGUCAAAAUCAGAGGCCACCCUGAAAGAACUGGAUGUAGAAAAUGCCAAACUUUACCUGGUCAAAGGGAGUGGAAAGAGACUGGUGCUGAAAUCCUUUCCAGCUCUUGGAAUUUGGAGUACAAAGUAGCUAUUUGAAUUAAAAGAGAGGAAUAUGUGCACAUGGAACAGGGAGAGCUGGUUAUGUAAGUGGGAGAUAAUGAACUUGAGUCCAAGAACUGGAUGUCUCAGGUGAUUGACAGCUCUAUCCACACUUCUGUGUCAGACUCUGUGUUCUCAGCAGAAAGGAAUGUUUUAUUAAACACUUGUUUCUGGGAGGAAGUGUGGUACAUGCUGACCUGUGCCACCCCAGUGAUCCCCACACAGGAGAUCCUGCCUGACCCAUUUACACAGUGCUGGGUGGAUUUUGGGGUUCUGGGAACUGGGGAAGGCCAGCAAAGCAGAUAUCCUGGUGGGAAUCUGUUACAGACCACCCAGCCAGGAUGAGGAGGCAGGUGCAAUGUUCCAUGGGAAGUCUUGUGGUCUUGUGACCAAUGCCCCUUCUCCUGUGGGAGACUUUAACUUGCCAGAUGUCUGCUGGAAAUACAACACAGCAGAGAGGAAACAGUCCAGGAGGUUCCUGGAGUGUGUGGGGGUAAUUCCUGACACAGCUGGGCAGGGAACCAGGCCCUGGUGAUGCCCCACUGGCCCUGUUUGUGAGCAGAGGGUGGGUGGUGGGUGAUGGGGUUGUGGGAGAUCCUCUUGGGCACAGUGAACGUGAAGUGGGAGGUUCUGGUUCUUGGGGAGAUGGAGGGGUGGCAGCAGAACUUCUGCAGGGCGGACUGUGCUUGAGAGCUGGGCUGGCAGAGUCCCUUGGGAGGCAGCCCUGAAGGGCUGGGAAGUGCAGGAAGGCUGGGGAUGCUGCAGAAGGAACUCCUAAAGGCACAGCAGGAGCAGGCCAUCCAUGCCCUUGUGCCAGGGGAUCAGCCAGAGGGGCAGGAGGACUGGCCUGGCUGAGCAGAGAGCUUUGGCUGGAACUCAGGGAACAAAACAGGGUGUGUGACCUUUGGAAGAAAGGGCAGGCAGCCCAGCAGGACUACAGGGACACUGUGAGGUUAUUCAAGGAGAAAUUAGAAGGGCCAAAGCCCAACUAGAACUUAAUCUGGCUACUGCUGCAAAAGACAAUAAAAAAUAUUUCUGUAAAUACAGCACUAAGGAGAGUUUCCAUCCUUCCUUGGAUGCCAUCCUUUAUUUCCUACCAGAACAGCCCCAUGGGGUGCAACUGCUCAGGAAUUUCUGUGUGCACAUCCAUUUAUAAUGUAUGAUCAUGUGAAAAGCUGUUGGGAGCUUGAAGUAGGCAGAAAAUGACACCAUGUCAUGUCCUCUGUGACAGCUUGUGACAGGCUGAUCACUGCAGUGCCACACAGCACUGGUGAGUGCAUUAAUUAAGUGCUGAGUGCCACUGGAGUUAAUCAGGAGCUGUGCCAUUUGUGAACAGGGGCAGUGGCAUUUUCAGGGAUCGACUCCUCUCAAAUUCCUGUUCCUAUAAUACACAGAGGGGUUGGUGUGGGGCAUCCCACUGAGUGAUUUUUGUCAGCCCACAUAGCACUCUUCAUACUCCAUGUCUAAAAGUUUCAGGUUUGAGCCUGCAAACACAGCAAGUUUCAUUUUAAUUCUGUUUAAUGCUUUAUUUCUGUUUCUGUGCAUAUUUCACAUAGAGUUUCUGAAGGAGUAAUUGUACAAAAUUUAGCAGCAGUCUUUUUGUUAUUUUGAAAUCUUACAAAGAAUGAUAAUUUUAUGCACUUGUCAGCUGUAGAACCUUUCUUUAAGAGAUUUAGGUUUCUGUUGGGACCUGUGAAACCAAGGGUGACCAGCCAGGAUGUGUCUCCUGUGACACAAACGUGGCCAUGGCUCAGCCUGCAUUCUCUGCACUGGUUGUGCCUUCAGGACACAUCCAGCUUUGGCUGGUUCUUUUUUUUCCCCCCCUGGGGGUUCCCCUGCAGCUCAGCCCAUGCCCAUCAAUUGCUGGUGUCCCUUUUUUCUGGCUAUCCAUGGCUGCUGUCCAGCUGGGCUGUGAGAACGAGCUGCUUGGGAAGAGUGCAGGAUGGGUCAAGGUGGAGGGAUGGCUUUGAGGCUUCUCUGAGCUACCAAAACCCCAAUGUGCUGGAUCAAUGUGCUAUCAAAACCCCAAUGUGCUGGAUCUCUGGGUGUGCUUCACUCAAAAUAAUUUAAAAAUGUCUUUUCCAGCAGAUUGCAAGGCCACAUGGAAGCUUCUACUUUUAAAGGUUGACGGGGUUUUCUACUUCAGUGGCAUCUGUGAUGUCUCUUUUUCUGACCCUGUUGUAGCUUAUUUUAGUGGCCCAUUUAGGGUAAUCAUUAUACAAACUCCUUUCUGUCACUUCCAGAAACAAACUUUCCUGGCCUCAGUGAUAAUUACACCAACCUUUCCAAAUGUGAAUUAGUUGUUGAACAUUUUUUUAAUAUGGGAAAAAAAUCUCUUAAAUUAUGGCAAAGGAAAAUUAAAAUUGAGACUAUUACACUGAUAUACCUUAAAAGAAGAAGAUAACAAGUCCUGCAGUGGGGCCAAGCCUUCACCUGUGUCAGUGAAGAUUUAUCAAAUACCUUUUCUGAGUCAGUUGACCUUAUUGUGAGAUUCUGCCCUUGAACCUGUUACUGAAUUAUUUAACAUUUGGUUCUUUUGUUUUUCAAAGCAAGAGUCAAUGCAAGGUAUGAUUUAAAAUCAGCGUGCUAAAGUGUGCAUACUCUGAAUAUCUAAUAUGUCAUUGUUGUCUCUUGUUUCUGUAAUGCAUUUGCAUUACUAUGAAUCAAUUUUAUUCUGCUUCUCUAGAGACUAUUGCUGCCUGCACGCUGUGAUAUAUUUGCACUGUUGUAGAUAUAUAUAUAUACAUAUAUUGUAAUUAUAUUAUACAAACCAUGUCUUUUUCAGGUUGCUUGUUACCUUUGUAGUUUAUGCUUCCUGGUACAGUGGACCUGAGUAAAAAUGUGGGAUGUGGGGCAUUCUGAUGAUAUAUUACAGUAAUAGAGAAAUCUUUGUAUAUUUCUGUAUACUUAAUACCUGUAAGAAGAGAUUUGUAUGUGCAUUAUUUUCCAGACUUAGGGCUUUGUUUUCUGAGACUAGAGAACAUUUAUGAUAAUGUAACACACACACACACACACACAGAAAAAAAUCAAAUAAAGUGUUAUUAUUUUCAGA